UUUACAUCACGCAUCACGCUUUCGUCGCUUUCGUCUUUCGUCAUCGACAACCCAAACAAGCAGGGUCGCAGCAUCGCAUCACCCAGCACCUGUGCAUGUUGUUCGAAGAUUAUCGUGAUCGACGUGAUUGAACGGCGUCAAGGAAGAGAUAGAGGAAAUAGCGACGAAGGAGAUAACCAGGAUUUGUGCGAGCGAACGGCGGCGGGCGACGAACUUAUAGACGCUAUCCCUGAAUCGACUCGUCCCAUUAUCCACGAUCGAAAAGAUGCCUAACAUAAAGUUGCAAAGCUCCGACGGCGAGGUAUUUGAGGUCGACGUCGAGAUUGCCAAGUGCUCGGUCACCAUCAAGACUAUGCUGGAGGAUCUUGGUAUGGACGAAGACGAGGAGGAAGUUGUGCCUUUGCCAAAUGUUAAUUCCGCAAUCCUAAGAAAGGUUAUACAGUGGGCUACGUAUCAUAAGGAUGAUCCGCCACCACCGGAGGACGAUGAGAACAAAGAGAAGCGCACUGACGAUAUCAGCUCUUGGGAUGCUGACUUCUUGAAGGUGGAUCAAGGAACUCUCUUCGAACUGAUUCUGGCAGCUAAUUAUCUCGAUAUCAAAGGACUCUUGGACGUCACGUGCAAAACAGUCGCCAAUAUGAUCAAAGGCAAGACGCCCGACGAGAUUCGUAAGACAUUCAACAUCAAGAAUGACUUCACAACUAUGGAAGAAGAACAAGUGCGCAAGGAGAAUGAAUGGUGCGAGGAGAAAUAGAUGCAAUCGCGAUUUAUUACGCGAAAAUCUCAUAAAUGUUAAAUGAUCCAUUUGCGUUAUUAGAUUUUGAACUUAAUCGGAGCUUCAUUACUUCAAUAAAUUUCUCCAAUAUUUUUUUUUCUUUCCCCAAGGAAGAAUAAAAUUUUAAUUAAUUUGUCAAAAUCAAAUAACAUUUACGAAUAUGUAUCACAUAGAUUCACUGUUAUUUAUUUCAAUUAAAUGAAGAUAGUGUAACAA
Temnothorax curvispinosus is the source of this 991-nucleotide messenger RNA. RefSeq names its product S-phase kinase-associated protein 1 (gene SkpA). Gene Ontology annotation, molecular function: cullin family protein binding. The transcript has 3 exons. The record is from RefSeq and is a predicted model, not a curated record. Gene Ontology annotation, cellular component: cytoplasm; nucleus. Lineage: Eukaryota; Metazoa; Arthropoda; Insecta; Hymenoptera; Formicidae. Bases 266 to 754 code for a protein of 162 amino acids. Gene Ontology annotation, biological process: SCF-dependent proteasomal ubiquitin-dependent protein catabolic process.